Messenger RNA from Maniola jurtina (meadow brown), 2501 nucleotides. RefSeq names its product exocyst complex component 3 (gene Sec6). Gene Ontology annotation, biological process: exocytosis; exocyst localization. Gene Ontology annotation, molecular function: SNARE binding. Gene Ontology annotation, cellular component: exocyst. Bases 215 to 2476 code for a protein of 753 amino acids. The record is from RefSeq and is a predicted model, not a curated record. NCBI's taxonomy places the organism in Eukaryota, Metazoa, Arthropoda, Insecta, Lepidoptera, Nymphalidae. The transcript is spliced from 11 exons.
AUGUCAAUUUGCAAUUUGCUUUUUAAUUUUGUUUUUGCCUCUUUGAAAAUCCUUAGAGAAAUCAAAUAUGAAUUAUUUGUAAAUUAAUUAUUUAUUAUUGUUUUGGGUGUUGGUGGGCGUAAUUUAGAUAACUAUCUUUUGAUUUGUUUAUGAUUGAAUUAAUGUAGGCCGUAGGUACAUAAAGUUAAUAAGACAAAUAUAUUUAAGCGCAAAAAUGAGUACUAUGGACGAAAUUGAAGAAGAAUCGAAGGCAGCGGCUGAAAAGAUGGUGAUGAAUAUGAUGCAGAGACCAGGGCAGUUGGAGAAAGUCGAGCAAUACAAGAAGAGAAUAACCCAUAAGAAAGCAUCUAUUGAAGCACAACUCAAGUCAGCUGUUCAAGGAAAACUGGAUGGAGUCAGUGUUGGCUUGAGACAAUUACAGGAAUGUCUGGAUGAUGUGCAUCAAAUUGAUUUAAAGAUGGAUGAAUUAGAAGAAUUAUUAAGAAGUGUUCCACCCCUUGUAGCCUCCCUUCAGGCUGUUCGAGAAGAAGAUUCUCGUCAUUCGCAAUAUGUGACAGCUAUGGACAGCUUGAAACACAUUUUUACAGUACCGGAAAGUGUUGCCAAAACCAACCAAUGGAUUGGUGAGGGGAAACUUCUACAUGCCCAUCAGUGUCUUAGUGAUUUGGAGAAUUCAAGAGAUGAUCUACUGUAUGAGCUACACAGAUUACCAAAUCAGUCCUCUCAUGAUAAAAUUAUGCUCAAAGCUUACUUUGAGGAUGUCGAGGCAGUCUCCAAUUUGCUAGAAAAGCAGAUCAAACUUAUUUUAGAGAGAACUUUGAACACUGUACGAAAGGAGCCGACGGUCAUUGUUACAGCUCUUAGAAUUAUUGAGAGGGAAGAGAAAAGAGAUCAGAUGGCGCUUCAGCAACAAGACCAAUCAGGCUUUAUGCCACCUGGAAGACCUAAGAACUGGCGUACGAAAGCUUUUGAAGUAUUAGAGCGCGUCACCGCUCAACGCGUGGAGGGCACUCGCGUCGAUGAACGCGAGGAUAACAAGUUAUGGCUUAUACGAUAUCUGGAAUUGACAAGGCAACUUAUUCUAGAAGAUCUGAUGGUGGUUAAGACUUUAUGCGUUCCAUGCUUCCCGCCCCAUUACGACAUCGUCAAUAAAUACGUCAAUAUGUAUCACACCUGCUUAUCCACUAGUUUACAAGAAAUAGUCCAGACCGGUUUAGAAGGUAAUGAGUAUGUGACUUUGUUAUCAUGGAUUCUGAACACAUAUCCUGGUCCUGAGUUAAUGGGCAGCCCCAAGGUCAAUGUGGAUGUUUCCACUCUGCCACCACUACUGACUGAUGAGAUAAUGCAGAAGUUACAGGAUGAAUAUUUACAGAAAAUGGAGUCGAACUACAUGGAAUGGAUGGAGAAGACGCUAGAGUCGGAGCGCGCGGAGUGGGCCGGCGAGCGCUCGCCCGAGGUGGAGCCGCACACCAACGCCUUCCACACGCACGCGCCCGUCAUUAUCUUCCAGAUGAUCGACCAGAACUUGCAGGUAACGGAAACUAUAAGCAAAGAAAUCACAUUCAAGGCCCUCUUGCUGAGUGUUGAUCAGGUCACGCGCUAUGGGAACAUGUAUAGAGAAGGAGUUAUACAGUUUAAGAACGCCCACUUCGCGGACCGAUCGCGCGUGGCGUACUUCACACACCACAUGAUCACCAUCGUCAACAACUGCGAGCAAAUGGUGCGCCUCGCGCAGCAGACGCAGACGCGGCGCUGGCCGCCCGCCAAGCACCACCCGCCCGCCGAGCGCAGCUUCGAGCGCCUGCUGCACACUUUCCAGACAUUAAGAGAUGAAGCAGCAAAAUUUCUGUUGGAAGAAGCUUUUCUAGAUUUGGAAGAACAUUUCGACGAUUUAUUUACUAUCAAAUGGAUGACUUCAACUAUACCAGUCGACACAAUUUGUGUCACACUCGAAGACUAUUUCCAAGACUAUAACCAUUUAAGGGAAAAGAACUUCGAGUAUGUGAUAAACGAGGCUCAGAAUCUUGUAUACAAAAAGUAUAUAACCGCAAUGCUGUCAAAGAAAGUAACUUUCAAGACGGUAGAAGAAGCUCAGCAAGCUGCCACUAAAAUUGUGAAGGAAGCCAAUCAAAUUAGAUCAUUCUUCAGAAAAAUAGCGUUGCACGCGGAGGGUGUCAAUGUGGAUUGGCCGUUUGAAGUUAUGGGUGUUUUAGCUGAGGUGCUACGGUGUCAGGACAUCGAGAUGCUGUCGCUGGACCUGCACGGGCUGCUGGAGAAGUGCCCGGACGUGUCGGAGGAGCAGCUGGUGCGCCUGCUGGCGCUGCGUGGCGACGUGCCGCGCGCGCACGUGCGCGACACCGUGGCGCACGUGCGCGCCUCGCGCCAAGCACCGCGCGCGCCGCCGCACCCCGGUGCGCCGCAACUCUUCAAAAACAUCAUCUUUAACGAUAGACUUCUUUCCCACUUCACCCUAUAGUUUGAAUAAAAACUUCGAAUUUCGA